AUGAAGUGGAUGGUGGCAGUCUUGCUCUGCCUGCCCCUCUUGGAGGCAGCGCUGAUCAGAGUCCCCCUGAAGAAAUUUAAGACCAUCCGUCAGACCAUGAAGGAGAAUGGUGUGCUGGGAGACUACCUGAAAACCCACAAGUAUGACCCCGGCCAAAAGUACCACUUCGGCAAUUUCGGAGACUACAGCGUGCUCUAUGAGCCCAUAGCCUACAUGGAUGCUGCCUACUUUGGGGAGAUCAGCAUUGGGACUCCACCCCAGAACUUCCUGGUCCUCUUCGACACUGGCUCCUCCAACCUGUGGGUGCCUUCCGUCUACUGCCGGAGCCUGGCCUGCACCACCCACCCCCGCUUCAACCCCAGCAAGUCUUCCACCUACUUCACCGACGGGCAGACAUUCUCCCUGCAGUACGGUACCGGCAGCCUCACUGGUUUCUUCGGCUACGACACUCUGACCGUCCAGGGCAUCCAGGUCCCCAACCAGGAGUUUGGCCUGAGUGAGAACGAGCCUGGGACCAACUUUGUCUACGCGAAAUUCGAUGGCAUCAUGGGUCUGGCCUUCCCCAGCCUGUCUGCAGGAGGCGCCACCACUGCCCUGCAGGGCAUGCUGCAGGAAAACGCCCUCUCCAGUCCCGUCUUCAGCGUCUACCUCGGCAGCCAGGAGGGCUCUAACGGAGGACAGAUUGUCUUUGGGGGCGUGGAUGACAGUCUGUAUGUUGGUGAGAUCUCCUGGAUCCCACUCACUCAGGAUCUCUACUGGCAGAUUAACAUUGAGGGAUUCUUCAUUGGUGACCAGGAGUCUGGCUGGUGCUCUGACGGCUGCCAAGGCAUUGUGGACACAGGCACCUCCCUGCUCACCUUGCCUCAGGCCUACCUGAGUGACCUUCUGCAGGCCAUAGGGGCUGAGGAAGGAGAGUAUGGACAGUAUUUCGUGAACUGCGACAGCGUUAGCAGCCUGCCCACCUUCAACUUCAUCCUCAAUGGUGUUCAGUUCCCUCUGCUGCCUUCCUACUACAUCAUCCAGGAGGGUGACUACUGCAUGGUUGGCCUCCAGUCUACCCCCCUGGUCCAGGAUGGCCAGCCCUUCUGGAUCCUCGGAGAUGUCUUCCUCAGGUCCUACUAUGCCAUCUUUGAUGUGGGCAACAGCAGGGUGGGCUUUGCCACUCUCGCCUAG
Molecule: messenger RNA, 1173 nt
Organism: Jaculus jaculus (lesser Egyptian jerboa)
Lineage: Eukaryota; Metazoa; Chordata; Mammalia; Rodentia; Dipodidae
Gene: Pgc
Product: progastricsin
Exons: 9
Coding region: 1-1173 (390 amino acids)
Biological process (GO): proteolysis
Molecular function (GO): aspartic-type endopeptidase activity
Source: RefSeq, a predicted model, not a curated record